Molecule: messenger RNA, 1306 nt
Organism: Elephantulus edwardii (Cape elephant shrew)
Lineage: Eukaryota; Metazoa; Chordata; Mammalia; Macroscelidea; Macroscelididae
Product: mucin-3A-like
Exons: 11
Source: RefSeq, a predicted model, not a curated record
AACCACUGCCACGACCAGCAGCAGCUCAACAGCCUCCAUGCCUGCUAUCACAUCCUCUUCACUCAGCACAACUUCAGAAACAGUCAGCACAGAAAACACAUCGACCAUGUUGACUCCCUCUCUCACUACAACUGUGCUCACCUCUGAAACACUCACUCCACCUACAACUGGCACCACAACCUCUGCUCCUACCAUUCUGGUUUCACUACAUCCCUCCCUGCUCAGUACAAAUUCAAGUAGUAGUCCUCCAAGUGACACCAUGACUUCAAGCCAAUCUACACAUAGCACCUCAUCUACUGUGAAGACUCCUGAGACAUCAGUGGUCACCAGUCAGACUCCUACCAGUCGUUCUUCUCCUACAACAACUUUCACCACUACUCAGAUGACGACACAGUCAACAGUCACCACCACACCAGUUAUUUGUAUCAAUGGGGGGAAACUGGAAGAUGGUCGAUGUGUCUGCCUAUCGGGUUUCUCUGGUGACCACUGUGAGCUUGAGAACAAGUGCCUAAAUGGUGGCAAGUGGGAUGGUGUCAAGUGCAUUUGCCCCAGCACCUUCUAUGGCUCCCUGUAUACUGUGGAUGCUGAAGUGGGCAUGGAGGUAUCCGUGGACAAAGAAUUCACUCCUGAACUCAAUGACAACACUUCCGAAGCCUACAUGGAAUUCACUACAUCCUUCCAGAAUCGGAUGAAGGAAGUUUAUAAAAAUGUGCCAGGGUUCCAGAAGGUGGAGAUCUUAGGUCUAAGAAAUGGCAGCAUCGUGGUGGACUAUGUGGUCCUGCUGGAGUUGCCCUUCAGCCCUGAGCUGCAGACGGAGUAUGAGAAGGUGAUGGAGACAUUGGAGGAUGAGCUCCGAAAUGUCAGCCAGGAGGAGAACAGCUGCAAUAGUAGCCUGACGCUAUGUUUUAAGCCUGAUUCAGUCAAGGUGAACACCACCACCAGGACAGAGCUAUCCGCGGAAGCCAUCUGCCGCCGCACCGUUGCCCAGGGCUACGAGAAUUUCUACUUCCCCUUGAUUGAGGGAAAGCAGCUCCGCUGUGUCAGCAAUUGCACUUCAGGCGUGGAGGGCGCCAUCGACUGCCACCAGGGCCAGUGUCUUCUGGAGAAGAGUGGUCCCACGUGCCGGUCCUGGGACGAGAAAUGGGCGGAGGUCUGGGAUGAGAACAACGUGGGCACGUUUACAAAUUCUGCCUUCGAGGACGACGGAGCUGGAGUGAACCAAAACUUCCAGAUAGCUUUGGAGAACAUGGACACCAAUACUAAAGUGCAGAUCCAAAGGCCCGAGGUGGCCACCUCCUGGACAUGA